CUUGCCUCCAAAGAGUUCACUACCUACCGCUUCCAAUCACUUCAGUGUGCAUGGCAUUUCUCAGUCCCCUUCAGAAGAAUUAGACGCAGAAAAACCUGAAGUAAACCGUCAAGUGAUACUAAAAACAAAUGAUGUUUCUGGGUUGGCAGAGCGUCAUGAAGCUCCAAAAGAAGCGCAGGCAAAUUCCAAGUUCUGUAAUCCACCAGAAACCAAUUCGCCUUCCUAUCACAAGGAUGCCUCUUUCUAUCACAUGGAUGCGUCUGCCUCCAGAACAACCAUAGCAUCCACCAUGUCAAACACUAAGGAAUCCACAGCAAGUUCAACCGAGGGAGCAAAACAUCAAAUGCCUAGUGCAAUGACUGUACCGAUAUCACCACCACCACCUCCGCCGCCGAAAAGAUCUCCCCCAAGUCUGGCCUGGAAGAACUCUGGACAGCCACCACUACCACCUGCGUUACCACUUCAGAUACAUGUUGGUAAAGACGGGUCCCCUCUUCCAAAGUUGAAACCUUUGCACUGGGACAAAGUAAGAGCAGCCCCAAACCGCUCCAUGGUGUGGAAUGAUAUAAGAUCAAAUUCCUUUGAAUUCGAAUUUGAUGAGCAGAUGAUCAAGUCUUUGUUUGCAUACAACUUUCAAGGCUUAGUGAAAGAUGAAGACGUCACCAGCAGGACUUUACCUACCACUAAACAUGUCAUUGAACAUCACCGACUUCAGAAUACUACCAUCUUAUUGAAGACCUUAAAUGCGACCACAGAACAAGUUCACAAUGCUAUAGCACAAGGCACGGGAUUAUCCGUACAACAACUGGAGGCGCUUGUCAAGAUGAAACCUACCAAGGAAGAAGAGGAAAAACUACUGGUCUAUGAUGACGAUAUCGACAUGCUAGAUCCAGCAGAGAAAUUUGUCAAGUUACUACUAGCUAUACCAUUGGCAUUCCAAAGAAUGGAGGUUAUGCUCUACAAGCAAACUUUUGAUGAUGAGGUGGUUCAUAUCAAAAUGUCCUUUGCAAUGAUUGAAGGAGCUUGCACUGAACUCAGGUCAAGCAAGCUGUUAUUAAGGCUACUUGAAGCAGUACUCAAGACAGGGAACAGGAUGAAUAUUGGAACACUAAGAGGUGGUGCAAAUGCUUUCAGAUUGGACGCGUUGCUGAAAUUGGCAGAUGUACGUGGGGCUGAUGGAAAGACAACCCUUCUGCAUUUUGUACUUCAAGAGUUGGCCCGCUCCAAAGGAUCAAAGGCUGCAGAGAAGCUCGGUGAAACCCCCAGGUCUUGCCACGCCACACUAGCAGAACGGGAAGAAUAUUGCAAAACAGGUACAGAAUUCGUCUCUGAGCUAAGUAACGAGCUAGGCAAUGUCAAAAAGGUAGCAAGCAUAGACUUGGAUACUAUGAUGAAGUCAAUUUCAAACCUAUCACGUGGACUGGCUCAACUAAGAGAUCUCAUCGAGAAGGACCUGCCCAGAAAUGACAAGAACAGGGAAUUCCUGCAAUACAUGACAACCUUCCUAAAUUAUGCAGAAAACACUAUGCAAGAGCUUGAAGUUGGCAAAGCUCAAGUCUUGCACCAUGUUGGGGAGCUAACAGAGUAUUAUCACGGUGAGGUUGGCAAGGAUGAGCCCAACCUGCUCCACAUAUUUGUCAUCAUAAAAGAUUUUCUUGGUUUGCUGCAUAGGGUGUGCCGUGAGAUGAGGGGCAAAAAACAAAAUCAACCUCUCAACCUAGUACUUCCACUGAGGUGAAUAAUUUGACAUUCAGAUUAAUCAGCUGACCAUUAACAAGUUGACUGUUUUGUUUGCAAGUAUUUGUAUAGUGAUGUUACCAUGGAGAUCAGUUGGCAUUAACUGACAGUUUGUGCAUGUGUGUAAGGGUGAUAUCAGCAUGUAUUCUUUGAUUUGUAUGGCUGGGCUUUUCCAUUUUGUUUAAUAUGUUGAUAACUUGA
Molecule: messenger RNA, 1938 nt
Organism: Lolium rigidum
Lineage: Eukaryota; Viridiplantae; Streptophyta; Magnoliopsida; Poales; Poaceae
Product: formin-like protein 9
Exons: 4
Coding region: 251-1738 (495 amino acids)
Biological process (GO): actin nucleation; actin cytoskeleton organization
Molecular function (GO): actin filament binding
Source: RefSeq, a predicted model, not a curated record